Messenger RNA from Paramormyrops kingsleyae, 1182 nucleotides. RefSeq names its product zinc finger, matrin-type 2 (gene zmat2). Gene Ontology annotation, molecular function: zinc ion binding; nucleic acid binding. The record is from RefSeq and is a predicted model, not a curated record. Gene Ontology annotation, biological process: mRNA splicing, via spliceosome. NCBI's taxonomy places the organism in Eukaryota, Metazoa, Chordata, Actinopteri, Osteoglossiformes, Mormyridae. Gene Ontology annotation, cellular component: U4/U6 x U5 tri-snRNP complex; spliceosomal complex.
ACCGCCCGCUAUUCUGACAUCAUUUCCGGCGCACAUCCUCGAGACCAGACACUGCUACCAAUAUGGCGUCCGGCAGUGGGAAUAAGAAUGACUUUCGGAGAAAGUGGGAUAAAGAUGAGUACGAGCAGCUGGCCCAGAAACGCCUCACCGAGGAGCGCGAGAAGAAAGAUGGAAAACCGGCCCCCCCUGUCAAGCGGGAGCUCUUGCGACACAGGGACUACAAGGUUGACUUGGAGUCCAAGCUGGGCAAGACCAUUGUCAUCACAAAGACAACGCCACAGGCUGAAAUGGGCGGCUACUACUGCAACGUCUGUGACUGCGUCGUAAAAGAUUCCAUCAACUUCCUAGAUCACAUCAAUGGCAAGAAGCACCAAAGAAACCUGGGAAUGUCCAUGAGAAUCGAGCGCUCCUCGCUGGACCAGGUCAAGAAGCGUUUCGAAGUCAAUAAGAAAAAGCUGGAGGAGAAACAGAAGGAGUAUGACUUUGAGGAGCGCAUGAAGGAGCUACGGGAGGAGGAGGAGAAGGCAAAGGCCUACAAGAAGGAGAAGCAGAAGGAGAAAAAACGAAAAGCAGAGGAGGACCUCGCCUUCGAGGAAGAUGACGAGAUGGCUGCCGUGAUGGGCUUUUCCGGCUUUGGCUCCUCCAAGAAGGGCCACUGAUGGCAUGGAGUUCGUCCACAGAACUGCAGGCUCUGAAUUCCAGCACUCAGACGCCCCCCCCCUUCCUUUUUGUUGAGAGAAGCAGUAGUCGGUCCCUUCUCGGCGACCUGUGGGAAGCCGCGGCCUUGAUUACUUCCUCCACUGACUCCCCACCACUGCUGUGUGUCGCAUAAGGGGGGGGUUACAGCCCAGAUUCCGGGCACUGAUUAAAAAUAAUGGGAAAGGGUUUUUUUAUUGUUAUUUAAAGAGUAAGUUGAGUUGGCUGUGUGAGCAUGCAGACUUUCUUUGCAACUCGUUCCACACAGUUGGCUGAAAACUUAAAACCGUCUGUGGGGGGGACAUCUUAGUUUUUAUAUAUCGAGAACGAAACCCAUCCCAAAACGUCCUCCUCACGCUUAAUAUUUUGACCAGCUUAGGAUCUUCACAUGUAUAGUGUAAGAGAUGUGCAAGGAGCCUCUGUGUUCUGUGCUCCUUGUUGGAUCAAGGGAAGUUUGAUUUAAUAAACAGCGCGACUUUUGUGCAA